AUGACUUCGACUUCUACAGCUGUCGCAUCGAUGGCGACGCCGGGAUCGUUGGAGGCUGUGGUGCUGAAUAGCACGAAUUAUUAUCGGCAGCUGUAUCAUGCAGAGCCGUUGGUGUGGAACGACACAAUGGCAGCUUACGCCGAAAACUACGCAAGAGGUUGCAUUUGGAAACACUCAGGCGGACCCACAGGCGAAAACCUCGCCGCCUCCUUCUCAAAUUCGACCCUUGCAAUCGACACCUGGGCGGCCGAAGAAAGCAAGUACAACUGGAAAAAGGCCAAAUUCACACACGACACCGGGCACUUCACGCAGCUGGUCUGGCGGAACACGACGUCUGUCGGGUGUGGGCUUGUGGCGUGUGAUAACGAUGCGGAGGGCGGUGUGGAGGGUGAUUAUCUUGUUUGCGAGUAUUGGCCGCCGGGGAACUAUAAGGGUGAUUUCAAGAAUAAUGUUGUCAAGGGUGGAGUGGAUGGGGAUGGAAGUCCGAGUUUGGGGGCUGCGAGUGGUGGGAGAGGGAAGGUGUGGAGGAUGGGUGUGGUGCUGGGAGCGGCGGGGUUUGUUGUUGCGAUGUUGGCGUGA
Messenger RNA from Fulvia fulva, 579 nucleotides. Its product is annotated as Cell wall protein PRY3. NCBI's taxonomy places the organism in Eukaryota, Fungi, Ascomycota, Dothideomycetes, Mycosphaerellales, Mycosphaerellaceae. The record is from RefSeq and is a predicted model, not a curated record. The transcript is spliced from 2 exons. Gene Ontology annotation, cellular component: extracellular region. The coding region runs from base 1 to 579 and encodes 192 amino acids.